Melampsora larici-populina 98AG31 is the source of this 1239-nucleotide messenger RNA. RefSeq lists its product as uncharacterized. The transcript is spliced from 7 exons. The coding region runs from base 1 to 1239 and encodes 412 amino acids. The record is from RefSeq and is a predicted model, not a curated record. NCBI's taxonomy places the organism in Eukaryota, Fungi, Basidiomycota, Pucciniomycetes, Pucciniales, Melampsoraceae. Gene Ontology annotation, molecular function: protein binding. Gene Ontology annotation, biological process: negative regulation of fatty acid biosynthetic process. Gene Ontology annotation, cellular component: cytoplasm; Cul4-RING E3 ubiquitin ligase complex.
AUGGUCAAAAACUUUUGGCAACUGGUUUGGAUUCAAGAAUAUAUAUUUAUGAUUUACAAAAACCUACAUCUUCUUCAAACCUAUACAAAACCAAACAUCAAGAUUCCCAAACCAAAGCCUUCAAGACUAAUCGAUGCGCUUGGUUUUCACAUUCAGGCUUCUUGUAGAAGAGUCACCUGUCAUCCAGAAGAGCCUGAUCGGUUCUUGUCUGCUAGUGAAGAUGGAACAGUGAUCGAAUAUGAUUUAAGAUUAAAAACCUUUUCUCAAGCUUCGGUUUUACUUCAAAACCAACUCGAGUAUAGUGAUGUGCUUUGGAAUCCAAUCUCUUCUCAUCUGUUUGCUGCUAGUACGAAUUAUGGAUUAAAGUUAUAUGAUCGUAGGAUGUUAGGACCAGAUCCGACCAAGAACAUUUCAGCAUCAAUCUUAACAUAUUCUACUAAUUUAAUCAUGCCUAAACCUAAAUUAAAGAUCAGUCAACCUGAAAUCUCAUCAAUCUCAUUUGAUGAAUCAGGUCAAUUAUUAUCUCUGAUCAUCUCUAAAUGGUAUCCAACUUUAUAUUCCUUAAACGAUCCUCAUCCAAUAACAGUUUUAAAAUCAUCAAAUUAUAAAGAUUCUUGUACAAUUAAACAUGGUAGUUUUUCUACUUCAAAUCAUUCUAAAGAUUUACAUUUUACUAUAGGUAGUGAUGAUUUUAAGAUUUAUGAUUGGAAAUUACCUUCGAUUGGAGAAUUAAAAGAAGAAAGAAAACUCAUGAAAUCUUAUUCAGAUUGGUCAAAUGAAUUUCCUGAUGAAGCGAUCGGGUAUGGGAAAGGUCCUGUGACGAUCCCAAAGGUAAUAGAAGAACCUGAAUUUAUUUUAUCGGGACAUCAAUCGAUUCCGAAUACGAUCAAGUUUCAUUCAAGUUUACCAUUCCUUUUAAGUUCAGGUAUCGAAAGUUUAAUCAAAGUACAUACGCCACAAUCCAUCAAGAUCGCCAAGUUAACGAAACCUUUGAACCUGGAAAGAAAAUCAUCUGACUUGAAUGGGAUUGAUAGAAGUGUUCAAGUUGAUGAUGAUGAAGUCUCUCAUCUUAGUGAAGCAGAUCGAUUGAUUGAAAAGGAAACCUUGGAGAUGUUUGAUCAGUAUCUGUUAAAUAGCUGUGAUGAUCAGUUAGUUUGGAUGAAUAUUGGAACUGGUCAUGAUUCUAAUGAAUCGGGCUCUGAUGACGAUGACGACGAAGAAGAAGAAGAAGAACUGUAA